ACCGACAUGGAAGCGAAACUGCUGCGCCAGAUAGUUCUUGCAGGUAUGGCGGAUCUAAAAGAGGAUCAGGAUAAGGCCAAGUGGAAAUAUGCUUUAGAGGUUAGGUAUGAACACCAUCAGAAAUGGAGGAACCUGGUUCAUGCAUUCUUCGUGCGUUCUACGGAAAAUCAGUCCGGAAUAGGUGGUUUAUAAAGAGGUGUACGAAACGAAUAAGAUGUAUAUGCGAGGUGUCACGGCGAUAGAACCCGAAUGAUUGCCGAAAUUCGCUUCCACGCUAUGCCAUCUUAGUGAAUCAUUGGUUGAUCCACCGCCAAGAUAUAAUCAAGGAACCGGGAAGAUCAUUUGCCGCGUGUCUGGUACAUUUGGAAAGGCCGGAUGGGGACUACCAUCGAUGCAUAUAGAGCAUCUGUGGACGGUGUAAAGUGGUUCGCGUAUUUCUUCUUGGAGGGUCAAGUGUACCCUAAGCUGAAACGAUUUGUUCCGUCGUUGCUGACGACACCUGGGAGCAUCACCAAGUCAUGGGCCAGGUUGAUACCACGCACUCAAGCAAUAGUACAAACGUUGCAGUCGCAGGGAGUCGUGUCCAAAUACAAACUGCUAGAAAUCUGGGGUUUGGAUAAAAAAUGUGAGAUUUUAAUUUAUAAAAUAAUAUUUAGAUAUUAUCAUCGAGUAGACUUCUAUACAAUACUAGACCGCUGACAGGCAUCUCGGCCGUGAUGCUUGCCGCCAUGUUGAUUUUAGUCAAGAUAUGCUAUACUACAGAUUCUAUACAAGUAGUUUUAUACAAAAUUUCUAUACAAUAGUCUGGCAUAUACAAAAUGUCCAAAAGAAAGGGUUUAAUACUACAGGAGUAGUGGUUCGAUUUCGGCAUUCAAGUAGCUACACGUUGAAGGCAUGACUUACAAACUUAUUGAUAACAUGUACCAAUAUUUAACACAAAAACAUUCGCCUACUUCGUUAUGUACUGUAAUAACGAAUGCAGAUAAACGCACAUCAUGAGCAACUGAACACCCGAUAGUGACUUAUUGUUAAUUCAAUAUGGCCGCACCCUUCACUAACACUUGCACCUCGCACUCGCAUCAGCUUUUCGGCAGUGCGUCCAUAGAUGUUAAUGGUCUAGUAUAAAAGUCUGUGGAUAUUAUAUAUUUAUAAUUUUAGUUCUGUUGUCAGCUUACAAGAAGUGGCUGCCGAAA
Temnothorax curvispinosus is the source of this 1193-nucleotide messenger RNA. RefSeq names its product probable ATP-dependent RNA helicase DHX37. Bases 376 to 699 code for a protein of 107 amino acids. The record is from RefSeq and is a predicted model, not a curated record. Lineage: Eukaryota; Metazoa; Arthropoda; Insecta; Hymenoptera; Formicidae. The transcript has 4 exons.